This is a messenger RNA of Alligator sinensis (Chinese alligator), 1769 nucleotides long. It is a transcript of the gene MPV17L2, whose product is annotated as MPV17 mitochondrial inner membrane protein like 2. The transcript has 5 exons. NCBI's taxonomy places the organism in Eukaryota, Metazoa, Chordata, Crocodylia, Alligatoridae. Gene Ontology annotation, biological process: mitochondrial ribosome assembly. The coding region runs from base 43 to 537 and encodes 164 amino acids. Gene Ontology annotation, cellular component: cytoplasm; membrane. The record is from RefSeq and is a predicted model, not a curated record.
GCGCUGCUGGCCGCCGGCGACAGCCUGCAGCAGAGCUGGGAGAUGAGGAAGGACCCGACGCGCCCGCGCCAGCUCCGCCGCACAGCCCGCAUGUUCGCCAUCGGAUGCAGCAUGGGCCCGUUGAUGCAUUACUGGUACCUCUGGCUGGACGUGGUGUUUCCUGCGAGCGGCAUUAAAGGAAUCCGCGUCGUGCUGAAGAAAGUCCUGGUGGACCAGCUGGUGGCCUCGCCGACCCUGGGGGUCUGGUACUUCCUGGGGAUGGGGGCGCUGGAAGGGCAGAGCUUGGAGGAGAGCUGGGCCGAGCUCCGGGAGAAGUUCUGGGAAUUCUACAAGGCAGACUGGUGCGUGUGGCCAGCAGCUCAACUCGUUAACUUCCUGUUCCUGCCGCCCAAGUACCGGGUGGUCUACGUGAACGUGGUCACGCUGGGAUGGGACGCGUAUCUCUCCUACCUCAAGCACCGGCACCUGGAGCCAGCGGACACUGAGGAUGAACCGAAGAGCCCCAGUGACACUCGGCCCCGCAGUGUGGGCCUCUGAAGGGUGAGGCGAGAGGCUGCACCCACGGCUCGGGACUCCCACCAGACCCCAAGACCAGGCCCAGAUGGUCCCUGGGGAGGAGCUGGCUCCCUGGGCUGCGACAAGCAUCUUGGUCCAACAAAUCAACUUGCCUUCUGGAGACGGACCCGUGGUGCUGCCCUGUGCGGCGUGUGGGGGGAAAGCUGGGGGCUGGGCUCUGCAACAUGCUCAGCCCUUGACCCGCAAACCUGCUCGUGAUCCUUACCAGUCAACCGCGUCCCAACGCUGGCGUCGUUCCUCCUGCAGUGGAGCGAGCUGGGGCCUUGUGGGCAUGCACCAAUUCCUCUCCUGCCACCUGCUUCUCGUGGGGCCUCCCCGUGGGCAGGGAGCCCUGCUGCACCUGGCCUCCACUGACCUGCUGUGCUUCAGAGGCGGCUGGGGGGGCUCCGGGCCCUUCUGCUUCUCUCCCUUCACGCAGUCCUGCCCGGCCCCGGCAGAGCUCAGAACAGGCGACCUUGGCCUUCUCCACCCCCCCAGGCAGAGGGUCUCUGGCCUGUUCUCCCCGAGGUGCUCGGCCUGGCCCCUCACACGCACUCCUCUGGCUCUUGCCCCUCCUGUUACAAGCUUCCUCAACCCCUCUUGCCUCUGCAGCUGGGGCCCCACUGCGCUUCUCCCUUUCCCCUCCCGGCUCCAAGCCCCCUGCCCACAGCUCCUCUUCCAGACUCAGCCUUCUACCGUCCCACGUCCAUUCUUCCGCUCCAGCGGAGCCCAUGGCUGAUGUCUGUACUCCUCUGGGGCAGGGCGGGGACCAGAGCUGCUUGCCCUCCACCUGGCCGCCCCCCCGACUCCGUGCCAUCACAUUCCUCCUGCCCUUGGGCCUGCCUGGCACCCUGCCAGCGUGUGGGUCUCACCCACCCCCAGGUCCAGCACCUGGUGUGCUGGGGUAUCCUCCCCUGCUGCACCUUUCUCUGGAGGACGUUUCUUCUGUCAUUCUCCUUGAUGUGCCUCAAACACUGCUGCUACGGGCAUCCAUUGGCCCCUGGUCUUGCACACGGCAGGAUGGGGAUCGCCCCUGCACGUGCAGCACCUAGUGCAACAGCAGCGUGGGGACAAAAGCCACCUGUGCCCCCAAGGCCCGGGUGUAGUCUCCAGCUGAGCUGUGAGCCAGCUGUGUGGUCCCAAGUGUGGAUGUCCCCGGCGCUGCUAGAACAAAUCAUCUCUCACUUUUCUAAAGAUUAAACAUGAUUCUCACG